Anoplophora glabripennis (Asian longhorned beetle) is the source of this 1436-nucleotide messenger RNA. RefSeq names its product GTPase-activating Rap/Ran-GAP domain-like protein 3. The annotation marks the transcript as partial. Gene Ontology annotation, cellular component: cytoplasm. The transcript has 5 exons. NCBI's taxonomy places the organism in Eukaryota, Metazoa, Arthropoda, Insecta, Coleoptera, Cerambycidae. The record is from RefSeq and is a predicted model, not a curated record. Gene Ontology annotation, molecular function: GTPase activator activity. Gene Ontology annotation, biological process: regulation of small GTPase mediated signal transduction; activation of GTPase activity.
GAACACUCGUCCCUCAUAGGCAACGACGACAACCUGGGCCCCGUGCUGCUCUCCAUCAAGACGGAGAACGUGGCCAACCAGGAGCACACCCGUAUCCUCCUGCGGCUCCGCACCGGAACCAUGCACGAGAUAGUCCCGUCCUCGUGCUUAGGUUCCAGCCCCAACCCGGCCAAGAUGGCCAAGCUGCUCAACGAGCAGCUCAACAUUGAAAACUUUGUACCUGUUCUGCAUCCCAAAGCCUCCCAGUUGAUAGCCAACUACGACGAGCACGUCCUCGUCACGAACUUCAAGUUCGGCGUCCUCUACCAACGGUACGGACAAACUACCGAGGAGGACCUCUUCUCCAAUAGCGACACCAGCCCCGCUUUCGACGACUUCCUCUCGCUGCUCGGACAAAGGAUACAACUCAAGGAUCACAAAGGUUACAGGGGUGGUUUGGACAUCCAAAACGGUCACACGGGAGACACGGCGGUCUAUGAUGUCUUCAAGGAGAGGGAGAUCAUGUUCCACGUGUCCACACUCCUGCCGUACACGGAGAACGACCCGCAGCAGUUGCAGAGGAAGAGGCACAUCGGGAACGACAUCGUGGCGAUCGUUUUCCAGGAGGAAAACACGCCGUUUUCGCCCGACAUGAUAGCGUCCCAUUUCUUGCACACCUUCAUCGUCGUGCAAGCCAUCGAUCCCAACUCGUCUAAUACAAGAUAUCUCGAGCAAUAUGCACUCUACGAAAACUAUGAACACUCGUCCCUCAUAGGCAACGACGACAACCUGGGCCCCGUGCUCCUCUCCAUCAAGACGGAGAACGUGGCCAACCAGGAGCACACCCGUAUCCUCCUGCGGCUCCGCACCGGAACCAUGCACGAGAUAGUCCCGUCCUCGUGCUUAGGUUCCAGCCCCAACCCGGCCAAGAUGGCCAAGCUGCUCAACGAGCAGCUCAACAUUGAAAACUUUGUACCUGUUCUGCAUCCCAAAGCCUCCCAGUUGAUAGCCAACUACGACGAGCACGUCCUCGUCACGAACUUCAAGUUCGGCGUCCUCUACCAACGGUACGGACAAACUACCGAGGAGGACCUCUUCUCCAAUAGCGACACCAGCCCCGCUUUCGACGACUUCCUCUCGCUGCUCGGACAAAGGAUACAACUCAAGGAUCACAAAGGUUACAGGGGUGGUUUGGACAUCCAAAACGGUCACACGGGAGACACGGCGGUCUAUGAUGUCUUCAAGGAGAGGGAGAUCAUGUUCCACGUGUCCACACUCCUGCCGUACACGGAGAACGACCCGCAGCAGUUGCAGAGGAAGAGGCACAUCGGGAACGACAUCGUGGCGAUCGUUUUCCAGGAGGAAAACACGCCGUUUUCGCCCGACAUGAUAGCGUCCCAUUUCUUGCACACCUUCAUCGUCGUGCAAGCCAUCGAUCCCAACUCGUCUAAUACAAG